CCAUCCAAGAAUCUCACUUAUUCUGCCAUUCUUCCAGGUGUUCAUUAAUUAACUAGAACACAUGAUCAUCUCCAUCUCCAUCUCCAUCUCUCUCUUCUAGCAAGCAAAGCUUCCUUUUCUACCAAAAAAAAACCAGUUGCCUUCUCAAACGCAAACCCUGCCAAUCAUGGAAAUAACUCAAACCCUCCUCCUCCUCCCCACUCUGUUUCUCUUCUUCCUCCUGUCAGGGCAACAAGGUUUGCUAGUUUCAGCUGCUCACCGCCACCACACACCCCGCCACCUGUUUGAUUGGCAGCCCACAAAGCUCUUUGUUUUUGGAGAUUCAUACUCUGACACAGGAAACAACAGAAAAUCAGAGGCAAGUUCUUGGAAAUAUCCGUACGGAAUCACAUUCCCAGGCAAACCCAGUGGCCGUUUCUCCGAUGGCCGCGUCCUCACUGAUUUCCUUGCAAAGUUCAUAGGUGUGAAAUCUCCGCUACCAUACAGAUUUAGAAAAAUCGGGGUCCAACAUUUGAAAUAUGGAGUGAAUUUUGCACAUGGAGGCACAGGUGUGUUUAAGACCUUGGUUUUGGACCCUAACAUGACAACCCAGAUUGACUUCUUCCAGAAUCUCAUAAAAAACGACUCUGUCUUCACCCCCAAGGAUCUCCACUUCUCCGUGGCCCUCGUCACGGUUUCCGGCAAUGACUACGCGACUUAUGUGGCCACAAAUGGCUCUGUUCAGGGUUGGCAACCCUUCAUCACAUCAGUAGUAAAUCAAUUGACUGUGAACUUGAAACGUAUAUAUGACUUGGGAGUGAACAAAAUAGUUGUCAUAGCUCUUGAACCUCUGGGAUGUCUCCCUCAGAGCACAGCCGAAUUUUCUUUCCAAAAGUGCAAUGGAACGGAGAACGCCCUUGUCGGUUUCCACAACCUCUUGUUGCAGCAAGCUGUGGCCAAGUUGAACAACGAAACGAACUCUUCUUCUUUCCUCAUUCUCGAUCUUUAUACCUCCUUCACAUCUGUGUUCAAGAACAAAGGCGACCUAGCAGGAAGCAUAAAGUUUGAGAACCCUUUGAGGCCAUGUUGUGUUGGUGUAAGCAGUGGAUAUUAUUGUGGGAGUCUGGAUGCAAAUGGCGCAAAGAAAUAUACCAUUUGUCAAAAUCCUAAAUCUACAUUCUUUUGGGACAAUUCUCACCCUACCCAGCAGGGCUGGCGCGCUGUGUAUUCUACGUUGCGAUCCACACUUGAAGAGCUCUAUACUAAUUAAAGUUUCCAAUAGAAUCUGUGUAUUAAUUCUGUGUCAAACUAGUUAGCUCGUGUUGCAUGCCUUUUCAUCUUAGAUGUCUUUAUGAUUUGUUCAUUUGUUAGGGUUUUGUCAUUCUGUUGUAAUAAUAAUAUCGUAUAUAUAUAUAUAUACGGUUCGGGGCAUAAGUGUUAUGCAUUUAAAUGCAAGUUGCAAGAAA
Messenger RNA from Prunus avium (sweet cherry), 1445 nucleotides. RefSeq names its product GDSL esterase/lipase At5g03610. Gene Ontology annotation, molecular function: hydrolase activity, acting on ester bonds. The record is from RefSeq and is a predicted model, not a curated record. NCBI's taxonomy places the organism in Eukaryota, Viridiplantae, Streptophyta, Magnoliopsida, Rosales, Rosaceae.